AUGUAUUUACUUCCUGGUCUACACAGCCGUAUAUCAGAAGACACAUCUGCACGUAAUUUAACUAGUAUGACGAUGAUUAUUCACAAUACACAGUGUAUGGAUGAGGGAAACUAUGGCUGCAAAAUUGUUUACCUCAAUACUGACACAAGCAUGAGGAGUGCUAAAGAUAAUGCUCAAGUUCUCUACAUUAAAGUUCCACCAAGGUCUCCAGCCUUUACUACAGUACCACAGAAUGAAUUCCCUGAAGGAUCUUUUAUAAAUGUCAAGUGCAAUGCUAAUGUUGGUCGGCCAGGCAAGGGUUCGAUACAGUGGAGGUAUUACAGUAAUGGAGCUGAGACUACCACAAUCGUAAAUGCACAAGUUACAGAUACUCAGUCGACCCUGGUGUCAGGUGAUGACCCCUGUACAGAACGCUGGGACAGUAGAAUAAGUCUAGAGGCCGACAGAACCUUCCAGAACCUAAGCCUGGCCUGCUAUGUAGUGAACACAGACUUCCCCGUGACACAACCUGGAUGUAACAGUGAUAACUUGUGUAUUGAGACAGGUCCCAUCUCCAUAUUGUACGGUGUGUCUGGCAUUACAGUCAACAGUGCUCCCCAGUCUAUGAACUCUGAAGGUGGUACAACAACACUCACCUGUUAUGCUGAUGGUAAUCCUAAACCCAGCUACACCUGGACUAAAGAGGAUGACGUCAACAGGACAUUAACUGGCAUACAGGAUGGAGAUGUCUCUAAAAUUGUUCUGGCUAAUUUUAGAAGUGACCUGGAUGAUGGCACAUACAACUGCACAGCUUCGAAUGUUGUAGUGGGUACACUAUACACAAUAAGCCGGGAGGUUAAUGUGAAUGUUGUGGCUACGACUACAACUUAUCGUACAACAAAAACAUCAACAACCUCAGGUUUUUCCACCAAUGUGACCAAAGCUGUGAUAGCUGAUACCAGUCAAACAAGCGAGUACAUUUCUGUAUUGUUAGAAGUACUAAAAGUUUUUUGA
Messenger RNA from Physella acuta, 993 nucleotides. Its product is annotated as cell adhesion molecule 2-like. Gene Ontology annotation, cellular component: plasma membrane; cell-cell junction. Gene Ontology annotation, biological process: cell-cell adhesion. NCBI's taxonomy places the organism in Eukaryota, Metazoa, Mollusca, Gastropoda, Physidae. The record is from RefSeq and is a predicted model, not a curated record. Gene Ontology annotation, molecular function: cell adhesion molecule binding.